AUGAAUGAGUCUUUAGAAAGUAUCUAUCCAAAAACAAUAAGAGGUUACUAAUUUGAAAGCGUUAUUGGAUCUGGAACUUAUGGAGUUGUUUGCAAAUAUAAAAAGGAUGGAGUGCACUAUGCUUUUAAAUUUGAAACACAAAAUUCUAAUUCUCAAAUGAUUUAAGAAAAAUAAAGACUCAGAAAGCUUAAUGCAUAUAACGAAGAAAUAGCAGAUCAAAGUUUAAAAGUAAGAAUUCCGAAAAUGUAUGGUGAUGGGUCAUAAAAAUCUGUGACAAAUCCAAGUAUUAGUUUCAACUAUCUAAUCUUAGAUUACUUUGAGUAUGAUAUCCUUAGAGGCUCAAAAUACUUAUAAAAAAGUGAACUAGCCCUAAAAAUGAUUUAGCAACUAUAAAAUCUUCAUAGGUCAGGAUGUAUUCAUCGUGAUAUCAAACUUGAUAACUUUAUGAUUCAACAGAACGAGGUUUAUCUAAUUGAUUUUGGUACAUCUAAAGACUAUAGGCUAGUCUAACCAGACGGCUCAACAAUUCACAUUCCCUUUAAAACUUCUUGCUAAACUUAAGGUACUCCAUAUUCUACUUCUAUAAAUUCUCACAGAUGUAUUGAAGUUGCAAGAGUUGAUGAUCUUAUAUCACUUAUUUACUCCUUACUAUGGCUAUGGGAAGAAAAUCUUCCAUGGAAGGAUGCUUUAAAUGACUUAACUAAUUCUAAAUUAUAGAUUAAUGAAUAGUUUGCUCUUUGCUAUAAGUUAAAGUUAAAGUUAAAAAUAGAGCAUCUUAAGAAAAAAGACAGCAAAAUUCUUUUUUAAUUAUUGAAACACUACUUAGAACCAAUGCAGGACUUAUAGUUUGAAAAUAUUGAUAUUGAUUAUGAAUUCAUCAAACGUACCGUUGCAUAAAUAGAGGAAAUAAAAACAGAAAAUGAUUUUAAUGCAUUAUUAACAAAUAUCCAUGCAGAGGGAAAUUUUCUCACAAAAGAAUCAAACGAUAUCUCAACAUUUAAUAAGAAUGCUAGAGAUGAAUGCAAUCAGACAGAAAUCGAAGAAUUAACCUAGACAACCAAUAAUUUAACAAUUGAUCACUUUAGUAACAAUAUUUCAUUAAAACUGAGUAAUUAUUCACAGAUAAGAUAAGUUAUUUCUAGGAAUUCAGCUCCUAGUUUGAAUAAUUAUGUCAAUCAAGAGCAAAUUAUUAGUUAGAAAAGCUCAUUGGUAUCAAGUAAUAGCUCAGUUAUUUAUAACCCAGAAAAUAUAUAAGCUUAAACUAAUUUGAAAUCUUAAGUAUUUCAACUUUCUAUUCAAAGCCAAUAGGGAAAAGACAACAAUAAUAAGUAUUAAAAUUCUAGGAAGUUAGAGUUUUCACUUAUUCCAAUCUAAAGGAAAUAAAGCCAAAAUCAUAUAUCUUAAUCAAUUUAACUUGAACAGUAUUAGAAUUUUAACAUCCAAUGUUUUAAUAAGCAAACAAAGUAGAAUAUUGAAAACUUGCCAUUUUAAACUAAUAUAUACAGGGGAUAGAAUUAAAUCAAACUUAAAAUAUAGACGCUAAGACUUAAUGAAAUUUAUAAAGUUAUUUAAAUAGCUAAAGAAAACUUAUAAAUUGAAUUAAAAAAUGAUGAUUUAAAAAAAGUUAAAUAGCAAAAUGAGGAUAGCCCAUGUGCUAAUAAUGAAUUAAGAUCUAAAAUUCUAGAAGGAAGUAGGAAUAAUGCUAUUUUGGCUUUUGAAAAAAUCAAUAUUAAAUUUGAUAUCAUUAACCCUAAAAAUGAAAUUCAAAUGAUUCAUAAAGCUAUUGAAACAGACGAUGAUGAAAUAUUGGUAAAGUAUGAAUAAAAGUGUCUUGAAAUUCAUAAUCUUAAAUCUAAACUAUAUGACUAAGGUGAGGAAAUAAAAAAACUAUAGAACCAAAUUCAAUAAGACUGCUAUCUUAUGACAAAAUACAGUCAUCAAGAAUAAAAUUGCAAUAUUAGUAUGAGAGAAUAAUCCAUAAAAAAUUAAGUAAAAAAUCUAGAACAAUCAAAUUCUGCUGAAGAAUCUAAAAAUUCAUUUAAUGAUAACUCAAUCAAUUCGAUUCCAGAUUUUGAAGAUGUAUCUGAUGAGCAUAGUGUUGGUAAUUUGAAUUCUAUUGAUUCAAAAAAGCUCAACAGUGUUGUAAAUCAAUACAAAUACUAAAGUUUAAGAAAUAGAGUAGGUUUGGAUAAACCUAAAAUGAACAUUAGCAAUAAAAACCCUUAGGAUUAAAAGAAUGUUAGCAGUCAAAAUUUAACUUAAGCAAGGCCGGAAAAAUUAGCCUUACAAAUGAGAAGUUAAUUGAAAAAAUAAUUAGCUAGCAAAACUGAAGAAAAAUAACAUCCGAUACAAAAAUAAACUACAGCGAAAACAUAAUCGAUAAAUUCUGAAAUACCUAAAAGUUAAGAAUUGAAACCUAAUUCUGUAAAUAAACUUAAAAAUACUGGUACUAAGUAAGGUAACCUAACAAAACCUAAAUUCACUUGA
Messenger RNA from Stylonychia lemnae, 2487 nucleotides. NCBI's taxonomy places the organism in Eukaryota, Ciliophora, Spirotrichea, Sporadotrichida, Oxytrichidae. The record is from the annotation of a GenBank genome assembly.